This is a messenger RNA of Cavenderia fasciculata, 1449 nucleotides long. It is a transcript of the gene uap1, whose product is annotated as UDP-N-acetylglucosamine pyrophosphorylase. Gene Ontology annotation, biological process: UDP-N-acetylglucosamine biosynthetic process. The record is from RefSeq and is a predicted model, not a curated record. Bases 1 to 1449 code for a protein of 482 amino acids. The transcript is spliced from 4 exons. NCBI's taxonomy places the organism in Eukaryota, Evosea, Eumycetozoa, Acytosteliales, Cavenderiaceae. Gene Ontology annotation, molecular function: UDP-N-acetylglucosamine diphosphorylase activity.
AUGUCAACAGCAAGUCAAGAUCAAGUUCAACACCCAAAAUAUCAACAAUGGGAGGAAGAAGGCCAAUCACAAGUAUUCAGAUGGUAUAACCAACUCAGUCAAGAUGAAAAGGCUUCAUUUGAUAAUGAUAUCGAUCAAAUAGAUGUAAAAGAAAUAUCAACAGUUUAUAGCAAAAUACUUGAUGAAAGAGUUACACAAAAAGUAAAUCUUACAUAUAAAGGAUUCAAGAAUGUACAAACAUUGGAUUCUAUUACACCAGCAAUGAGAGAUGAAUGGGAAAAUAUUGGAUAUAAAAUGAUUGCUGAAGGUAAAGUUGGUGUUUUACUAUUGGCUGGUGGACAAGCAACUAGAUUGGGUACAACUUUUCCAAAAGGAAUGUAUGAGAUUGGAUUACCAUCUGGUAAAUCAUUGUAUCAAAUUCAAGUAGAGAGAGUCUUGAGAUUACAAGAAUUGACAAUGGCCAAAUUUAAUAUUAAAACUAUUCCACCCAUUAGAUGGUAUAUUAUGACAAGUAAAGCUACUCAUAAUGAAACUAUCUCAUUUUUUGAAAAGAACAAGUAUUUUGGUCUAUUAAAGGAAAGCUUUUUCUUUUUCUCUCAAAAAAUGAUUCCUUGUCUUACUCCACAAGGAAAAAUUAUCAAUGAAUCAUCAUCAAAGAUAUCAUUAGCACCAAAUGGAAAUGGAGGAUUAUUUAAAUCAUUGGAAAUAUCAGGAGCAUUAAAGGAUAUGAAGACAAACGGUAUAGAAUAUGUAUCACAAUAUUGUGUAGACAAUGUAUUGAUAAAGAUGGUUGAUCCAUUGUUUGUUGGAUACAUGAAAAAGGAAAAUGCCGAUUGCGCAGCCAAGGUGGUUGCAAAGAUCGACCCCGAGGAGCCAGUUGGUGUCAUGGCACUCGAGAAUGGAAAACCACGUGUAUUAGAGUAUAGCGAGAUUGAUACAGAAUCGAAAUUAUUGCGUGACGAGAAUAACAAACUCGUUUUCAACUAUGCUCACAUUUGUAUCAAUGGUUUCUCGAGAGAGUUUUUAGAACGUAUCGCCAUCGAGCACUUGGAUUCACUGCCAUACCACAUUGCAGUCAAAAAGAUCCCAGAGGCCGAUGAAAAUGGAGUGCGUCAGACACCAUCACAAACCAAUGGUUGGAAGCUUGAACUUUUCAUCUUUGACGUGUUCCCCUAUGCAAAGCAUAUGGUGUGUCUAGAGAUUGAUAGAACUGACGAGUUCUCUCCACUUAAAAACAAUGCUGGUAUGCCAAUCCCAAAAGAUUCACCAGAGACUUGUCUUCGUGACAUUUGUGCCCUCUAUCGUCGUUUUAUUGAACGUUCAAAUGGACGUGUUGAUAAUGGAAAAUCAGAUCUAUGUGAAGUAUCUCCUCUUGUCUCUUAUCAUGGUGAAGGUUUAAAGGAAAGAGUAAAUGGUAAAACUUUUACAUUACCAUUUGAAUUAAAUUAA